UAUAUUUCGAACACCAAGUGCGUGUGUGUGUUUGAGGGAAACUGAGAACGAAACCUCAAGAAUUUUUCAUAUAUGUUUUUACCGUUUCGGGUGAUGCUAAAGAAACCACAAAAGAAGAUCUCCAAAACUGGGGAUUUUCGCGCAAUGCGGUGGCUUUUUUGGAUAUUUCUUAAAAUAGAUUAGAACAAGUAAUUUAAAACAUAAUAUAUGUGGAUUCGUCUGGUCAGGUAAACAUGGAAUCUUAUUGCAUUUUCUGUCCCUUACCAAGUCCUAGGAG
Acanthoscelides obtectus is the source of this 277-nucleotide messenger RNA. NCBI's taxonomy places the organism in Eukaryota, Metazoa, Arthropoda, Insecta, Coleoptera, Chrysomelidae. The record is from the annotation of a GenBank genome assembly.